CUCAAAUCAAGGAAGCAGCUGGAGAAUUUAGCACAGUUCCUGAAGUGCACGGACUUCAUGAUGGGGCGUUGGGUCAAGCCAGACGUGUAUCCACUGAUGGCGGCAAUGACAUUCGUGACAAGUCUUUGCAUAUUCCAGCUCACAAGAAACGUUCUCUUGAACCCUGAUGUCAGAAUCAACAAGGCACAUAGAGGCAUGGCAGUGUUGGACAAUGCAGAAGAAGGGAAGAAGUACGCCGAGCACGGGCUCCGCAAGUUCCUCCGCACUCGGCCGCCGGAGGUCAUGCCAACCAUCAAUCACUUCUUCUCCAAAGAUAAAUCUGCAUAAUUGUACACCUUUUAAAAAAUCCUGAAAUUUGAAAUUAUGUUCAGUGUACUUGUGAAUGAAACUUAUGAUGUAUA
This is a messenger RNA of Eucalyptus grandis, 401 nucleotides long. RefSeq lists its product as uncharacterized. NCBI's taxonomy places the organism in Eukaryota, Viridiplantae, Streptophyta, Magnoliopsida, Myrtales, Myrtaceae. The transcript has 3 exons. The coding region runs from base 58 to 327 and encodes 89 amino acids. The record is from RefSeq and is a predicted model, not a curated record.